Messenger RNA from Helobdella robusta, 2050 nucleotides. RefSeq lists its product as hypothetical. Lineage: Eukaryota; Metazoa; Annelida; Clitellata; Rhynchobdellida; Glossiphoniidae. Gene Ontology annotation, cellular component: Golgi apparatus. The coding region runs from base 115 to 1533 and encodes 472 amino acids. The record is from RefSeq and is a predicted model, not a curated record. The transcript is spliced from 12 exons.
CAGGGACCAGGAGAAGAUGGAUUGAAAGUGGUGUUGAAUGAGGAAGAGCAGAAGGAAGCGGACAAGUUGUUUGCUAAAGAAACUUACAACGUGAUUGCCAGUGAGAAAGUUGCCAUGGACAGAAGAUUGGUUGAUAUCAGACAUCCAGAUUGCAAAACGAAGAUUUACCCAAAAAAAUUGCCAAAAGCAAGUGUGAUUAUAAUAUUUUGCAAUGAGGCUCCCUCUGGAUUGCUACGAACAGUGCACAGUGUGGUAAACAGAUCACCUCCUGAAUACUUGCAUGAAGUUGUGCUGGUUGAUGAUAACAGUGAUAGACCUGAACUGCAGGAGCCCCUAGAGAAGAACAUAUCGACAUCGUGGCCUGAUGGCAUUGUGAAGUUGGUGAGGUCUCCGAAGAGAUUGGGUCUGAUCAGGGCAAAGAUUCUUGGAGCGAAAGAAUCAACUGGAGAAGUCCUCGUGUUCUUGGAUGCACACUGUGAAGCUAAUGAUUAUUGGUUAGAACCAAUUUUAGCUCGCAUACAAGAGAAGCCGAACGUAGUGCUCUGCCCCGCAGUGGACUUGAUAGACGACAAGAACAUGGAGUACUCGAGGAAUGGGGGUAUCAGCGUCGGGGGCUUCACUUGGAGCCUCCAUUUCACGUGGAGGUCUGUUCCUGAGAAGGAGAAAAAAAUUAGAAAAAGUGAUGCAGACCCUGUCAGGUCUCCUACAAUGGCUGGCGGAUUGCUUGCAGUUGGUAGGGAUUUCUUUUUCCACAUAGGAGCAUAUGACCCUGGUAUGUUCACAUGGGGAGGUGAAAAUCUGGAAUUGUCAUUCAGGACGUGGAUGUGUGGAGGUGAAUUGGAGUUUCUUCCAUGUUCGAGGGUUGGACAUAUUUUUAGAGCUGCUCAUCCCUAUAAAUUUGAUCAUUCCGACAGCCAUGGGUACAACUCAAAAAGACUAGCGGAGGUGUGGAUGGAUGAAUACAAAAGACUCUUUUAUAAUCAUCGUUCUGAUCUGAGGAAUUCUGACGCUGGAAACUUCACUGACAGAAUUGAGCUGAGAAAAAAACUGAAUUGCAAGUCAUUUAAAUGGUAUCUUGAUAAUGUGUUCCCUGAGCAGUUCAUUAUUGAUGAGAACUCACAAGCUUAUGGAAUGGUUAGAUUAUUUUCAGUAAGAAACCCAGAAUCAAAUCUUUGUCUUGAUACAUUAUCCAGAAAUCACAAGGUCGAUCCUUAUAUCGGAGUAUUUCCUUGUUCAGGAGGUCUUAGCCACAAUCAAAUGUUCGCACUUAGUCAGAUCAAUGAACUGCGGAUGGAGGAAGUGUGUGCCGAUGUAGUGGGCGAACGAGGGGCUAGAGUCAAGUUGAUGGACUGUCACGAACUGAGGGGCAACCAGCUCUGGAACUAUAACAGGGACACGAAGCAGUUGAAGCAUGCCAGUGGCUGGUGUUUGGACGUGGGUGGAAUGAAGAUGAAUGACAACAUUAAGUUGAAUGACUGCUCAGCUGCUGGCAGUCAGAAGUGGGAAUUUGAACAUGUCCUCAAAUUCAUAUGAUUCCAUCUCUUUCUCCUGUGCUUUUUGUUGGUUGGUGGUAUGCACAUGGCAUGUCACUGCAAUUAUUAUUUUUCUGUUUAUUUUUCAGUAAUUUGGGUUGUUUAUUUGCAUUAGUUACCCCAGACACAAAACGUUAACACCGCACUUAUGUAUUUGUUGUGUGUUUUUUGUUUUCGAUUAGCAUUUGUAUGUAUGAAUGUUUCUUGGUGACGAUUUAAGUUUUAAGACGAGAGUUUGAUGGCAUUAUUUAAUGUUUUUUUAAUUCAUCAGGAUAUUAUGGGUAUCAUUUAAUUUUUAAAUUUUGAACUGAACAUCAGGCGAUAUAUUUUCUUAAAUAUUGUAAAUAGCUGCGUCUGUUUCACGUUUAACGCACAAGUACCAGCGCACACGAUUGUACGACCAAAAUUAAUGCUAGAGGAUACAAUUUUUCACUCUCUCAUUUUAUUUCUUUGUGGAUGACACUUCUUCGUUUAGCGUCCAGAGACCCAGUUCCCCCGAGGUAGGACGUUGUUUUCUU